AUGCGGGAAGCUGCACCGGCACCCCGAGGGCACCGCCAAGGUCCGUCCUGCCCGGCACCCACGGGAUGUCCCCGAACACCGAGCACCAGGAUCCCCCAGAACGCCAAGGAUCACCCCGCCCGUCCUGGACAAUCCUGGACAGUCCUGGACAAUCCUGGACAAUCCUGGACACUCCUGGACAAUGUUUUUUUCUCCUUGCAGUCCACAGAAGCUCUGGAAUUCAUGAAGAGGGACCUGGCUGAGUUCACCCAGGUGGUGCAGCACGACACCGCCUGCACCAUCGCCGCCACGGCCAGCGUGGUCAAGGACAAGCUGGCGAGUUUUAUUUCUAAGCCYUUUUUCAAGCUUCAGGGCCUUGUGCUGGCAGAGGAGUUGGGAGCUCRGUGUUUCCCUCUUCUUUUACCCCAAAAUCUUUCCAAUAAAAUUUCCCCAACUUUGUCCCAAACAGGCCCUGCUGAGCUGCUCCAGGCCUGGCUCGCUCGCUUCAACCUGGASGAGAAGAAAGGGGAGAUUGCAGAGCUGCUGGCAACCAGCCCUUCCAUCAGGGCUCUCUACACCAAAAUGGUCCCCGUGGCUGUUUCCCACUCGGAGUUCUGGCAGCGCUAUUUCUACAAAGUGCAUCGCCUGGAGCAGGAUGAAGCCCGGAGAGAGGCUCUGAAGCAGCGAGCAGAGCAGAGCAUGCACCAGGAGGAGCCGGGCUGGGAGGAGGAUGAAGAGGACUUCUUGGGGAUGUCCCCACUGCCUUGUGGAAACAUCACAUUUCCAGGAGCAGCCCAGAUGGAUCCCUCUGCAAACAUCACAAUUCCAGGAGCAGCAAAUGUCACAAUUCCAGGAGCAGCCCAGAACCAUCCCUCUGCAAACAUCACAAUUCCAGGAGCAGCCCAGAACGAUCCCUGUGCAAAGAUCACAAUUCCAGGAGCAGCUCAGAACAAUCUGUCUGCAAAUGUCAAAAUUCCAGGAGCAGCUCAGAACAAUCCCUGUGCAAACAUCACAAUUCCAGGAGCAGCUCAGAAAGAGGAAAAGCACCCCUCUGUUUCCUCUGAGCCCGUCCUGCUGGAGCAGAGCCCCUCAGAGAGCAGCGAGAGCGUGUCCUUUGUGACUCAGAUUGCAAAUCCUGUGCCUGCCACCCCUCUAGAGACUGCAGCAGCACCCACGGGCGCCGSGGAUCUCUGCCAGCGCCUGGUGGAGGCCACUCUGGAAGAGCAGAGCUCCGUGCCAAAACCCUCAGAGGCUGCUCAGCCUUCUUCAGCUGCUGAGGAAYCCUCAGCUGGAGCAGAGCUCCGAGAGCUGGAGAGCAAAGGGCAGGGCAGGACUGAGACUGUGAGAGAGGAGGGACCCACGGAUCUGAGAGUGUUCGAGCUCAAUUCGGACAGCGGCAAAUCCACCCCCUCCAACAACGGCAAGAAAGGCUCCAGCACGGACAUCAGCGAGGACUGGGAAAAGGAUUUUGAUUUGGACAUGACUGARGAGGAGGUGCAGCUGGCGCUSUCCAAGGUGGAAAUGUCCGGGGAGCUGGAAGAUGAAGAGUGGGAAGACUGGGAAUAAAGCAGCUGCCUGCAGCGAGCGUGGCAGGCUCAUUUCCACCAUCCAACGUGAAUUCAGUCCCGGAUUGAGCGGCCGUUCCUGUGUGUGUGACUGUGCUGGGGGUGCAAUUCCAGCCUGGAGGAGUUUCAAUUAUUUCCUGCUCAAACCCAUCUCCAGUGCCCCCUUGGGAUCCAGGAGGAGGAAACUUGGGAGAUCACACAGGAACCCGAUUUCUCCUAAAAAAAACGGCCGAGAGGCAAAACUGUGCCCGAAAAGGCAGAGCUGGGCACUCAGAGCCCGUGCCAGGCGUGCUGGGAGAUGCCAAUUUGCCMCUUUUGGUUCUUUCCUUGCCCGUGUGUGCACGUUUAACCUGCUGCUGAGAGGUUUCUGCGCCUGUUUUUGCGUUUUCCACCCCAAAAACGGUGCCCGGGGCGGGCUGGGAGCUGGAGGUGCUGCAGGAAAAGGAGCUCAACUUGUGGUUUUGCCCCUAAAAAAAGCCAAACCCCUGCCAAACCCUGAGCUUCUGCCUGGCUUUUUGUCUUGGAAGCUUUUUCUCACUGAAAUUCCCAUUUUUUUGGCAGUUCCUGGAAGGGCCGAGGCUUUGCUGCUCCCCCUCUGUAGCUGCGCUGGGUUUUUUUGUGUUUUUCUGGUUCAAUUCUCACCAAAAUUGAACAAAAUCUUUGUGGCUUGCUGUGAUUGAGCCCUGCUGGGCUGGCAGCAGAAUCCUCGUGGUGGUGGUGCCUGGUUUAACCCUCAGCUUGACCAASUGACCACUCAAUUCUGCCUUGGCCGUGCCCUCUGCCAGCCUGAGGAUCCCAAAUGUGACCUGAGAAUUUGUGUCCCCAUCUGAGCCCUGUCCCCACCGUGCCAGGCCCUGCUGAGCUCAUUUGGGUUCCUUCAUUUGGAUCCCACGGGCAUUUUUUGGGGCCAUUUCUUCAUCACGAUGGGAUUUUGCUCGUGCACGGAUUUCCCAAAGGGGCAGCGCUGUCCUUGGCCUUUGGGGUGACACUUUGGGGUGCUGGGUGCCACUUUGGGGUUCUGUAUGCCACUUUGGGGUGCUGGGAUGACACUUUGGGGUGUCCCUUUGGGAUGCCCCUUUCUGCCUUUGUCCCGCCCCUUCCAGGGACUGGGAUUUUCCUGCUGGGUUUGGGGUGCACUUGGCAAAAUUGGGGUUUUGGGGCUGGUUUUUCCUCUUUUGGGGUGAGUCCUGAGAGCAUCCCUGUCCUGCCAAACCCUGGGGAUUGGGUUCAGAUUGUGACAGGGGACACAAUGGGGACACCAGCUGAUCCCACAGCAGAGCUCGAAGGUGCAGCAUCUGUGUCACUUUUAUUUUAUUUUAUUUUUUUUUUUUCUUUAGUCGAAUUAACCGUUGGGUUGGUUGUGCAAUAUUCUCUGUUUUCUCGAACUAUUCCACAUCUCCCUGAGCCUUUUCUAGCUGGGGUGAGGAACCAGGAACAAUUCUAACAGCUGGUAGUUUUGUAACGAUGACUUUCUCCAAACCUUUUACAGACUUGCAGUUAACAGCGAUUAAAGGAAUUCUCAGAGUC
Messenger RNA from Malurus melanocephalus (red-backed fairy wren), 3071 nucleotides. It is a transcript of the gene BSDC1, whose product is annotated as BSD domain containing 1. Gene Ontology annotation, cellular component: cytoplasm. Lineage: Eukaryota; Metazoa; Chordata; Aves; Passeriformes; Maluridae. The transcript is spliced from 8 exons. The coding region runs from base 1 to 1545 and encodes 514 amino acids. The record is from RefSeq and is a predicted model, not a curated record.